Caenorhabditis briggsae is the source of this 417-nucleotide messenger RNA. The annotation marks the transcript as partial. The record is from RefSeq and is a predicted model, not a curated record. The transcript is spliced from 2 exons. NCBI's taxonomy places the organism in Eukaryota, Metazoa, Nematoda, Chromadorea, Rhabditida, Rhabditidae.
ACGUCACCAUCGUCAUCUUCGUCAUGUUGGCAUCAGCAUCAACACGACCUGAAGACGUCGUGUCGAAACUCCACCGUCUUCCCUCUCCACCGCCCCAGUUCCUCUCCCCCUAACCAUCCAGCGCCGCCGUUCUUCUCCGGGUUCGGUAACCAGCUUCAAGCCGUCGGAUGCGCAGGAUGCUGUAAACCAGGUCACCCAGGACGUCCAGGACUUCCAGGACGCAACGGAAAGCCAGGAAUCCCAGGAGCACCAGGAAGGCCAGGAAUUCCAGGACGUCCACAAACUGUGUGCGAGGUGCAAGUCAUCUCACCAUACAAUCCAUGCCCACCAGGGCCACGAAGACCAACCGGAACCAGUGGACAACCAGGACGGCCAGCAGCAGCACCUGGACUUUCAAGAAACUUUGACAAGCGAUAA